UUUAUAGUUCUAUUUUACAUAACAAGUCAGUUCAUGGCAUGGAAUAUGGCUUUGGAGCCCAUGACUACCCAACAAGUGGAGUGUUUGAGGUAGAACCCAGAGGCUGUCCUGGCUUUAUCUACAGACGUACUGUGUGGUUGGGCACCACUGACAUGCCUCCAGAUGAGUUCCGAUCAUUCAUCGAACAACUUUCCCGAAAGUAUCACGGUAACACGUACAAUUUGAUAGCGAAAAACUGCAAUCAUUUCACUAAUGACGUCUGUAUGCACCUGACCGGAAAGCCUGUUCCAGGAUGGGUGAAUCGGCUCGCCAGAAUUGUUUCAGGCUCUUUGUGCAAUUGCAUUCUACCAGAAAACAUUAAUGUCACAACUGUCAGGCAUUUAACUGAUUACCCAGCAUUCUCAGAAGAUGGAACGGGUUCAUAUGCUUCAACCUUGGAAGUGAGUGAUGACGAGCAACUGGAUCAUCACUUGCUCACAGCUUCCAGCAGUGACCAGCCACUUUCAAAAGAGAAGCCAUUAAAGCUGACAAGAGAGAAAUUUUGACGCCUCUGUUUCUCAUAGAAUGCAUUUCUUUACUUGUCAAUUCUGUGCCUUCCUGUAUAAAUAAUGUCAGUUCUGCUCCUUACCAACCUUUUUUGCAUGAAGAUUGAAAGGCUUUUACCUGAAUUUUCUCUUCCUGGGUGGGCCUGCAAUUUGCAGUUGUUGGAUUGGUGUUCUGAUUGUUUUUAUUGGUAUUGAUUAAUUUCAAUCGCUCUGUUUUUCUUUUUAUU
Messenger RNA from Phalaenopsis equestris, 772 nucleotides. Its product is annotated as deSI-like protein At4g17486. Gene Ontology annotation, biological process: protein deubiquitination. Gene Ontology annotation, molecular function: deubiquitinase activity. Bases 39 to 545 code for a protein of 168 amino acids. The transcript is spliced from 3 exons. The record is from RefSeq and is a predicted model, not a curated record. Lineage: Eukaryota; Viridiplantae; Streptophyta; Magnoliopsida; Asparagales; Orchidaceae.